GAGGCGUGUAUGUGUGAGAGAGGCGUGUGCGUGUGUGUGUGUGUGUGUGUUUAUGUGUGUAUGUGUGUGAGAGGGAGAGAGAGUUGGCUGCCGUUGUUUUCUCUCCUGAAGUUGGGGAUCUCCUCGGACCUCCAGCUGGUUACCGGAGUGUCGGCUGUUAUUCUGGUUUUCUGAUUGGAGCUCCUUAGUGUUCCUUCCUGCUCCUGAUCCCCCCUGAAGACCCCCGUGCGAACCAGGACACCGUGUCCAGGUCUCCUGCUGUGUGAGCGUCCGAUGAGAUAAUGGAGGUGGAGGCCGAUCUCCAUGGCAGCCAGCCGAUGGAGUCGUCUGUGGGGGUGCUGUCGGUGGUGGCGUCGUGUGUGAUGGUGUUCGGGGGGGCCCUGCCCUACCUGCCCCAGUACCAGGAGAUCCUGAGGAGCAACGACACCACCGGCUUCUCCACCCGCGUCUGCCUGGUGCUGCUGCUCGCCAACAUCCUGCGCAUCUUCUUCUGGGUGGGGAAGCAGUUCGAGCUGCCCCUGCUCCUCCAGAGUGUGGUCAUGAUCUCCACCAUGUUCUGCAUGUUGCGUCUCUGCUGCCACGUCCACAACUCCAACCGCGUCAGCACCAAGCAGCACCGCCUCUCAGGUACAGCACGGGCUCACCUCCAUCACCUCCACUACACCUCCAUCACCUCCACUACACCUCCCUCACCUCCAUCACCUCCGUCGACUCCACUACACCUCCAUCACCUCCACUACACCUCCAUCACCUCCACUACAACUCCCUCACCUCCAUCACCUCCAUCACCUCCACUACACCUCCCUCACCUCCAUCACCUCCAUCGACUCCACUACACCUCCAUUACCUCCAUCACCUAAAGAACCUCCCUUACACCUCCAUCACCUCCACUACAUCUCCAUCACCUCCAUCACCUCCUCUACCUUCUCUACACCUCCAUCACCUCCCCUAAACCUCCAUCACCUCCACUCCACCUCCGUCACCACCACUACACCUCCUUCACCUCCACUACACCUCCCUCACCUCCAUCACCUCCAUCGACUCCACUACACCUCCAUCACCUAAAGAACCUCCCUUACACCUCCAUCACCUCCACUACACCUCCAUCACCUCCAUCACCUCCUCUACCUUCUCUACACCUCCAUCACCUCCCCUAAACCUCCAUCACCUCCAUCA
Messenger RNA from Gadus macrocephalus (Pacific cod), 1176 nucleotides. RefSeq names its product solute carrier family 66 member 2-like. Lineage: Eukaryota; Metazoa; Chordata; Actinopteri; Gadiformes; Gadidae. The record is from RefSeq and is a predicted model, not a curated record. Gene Ontology annotation, cellular component: trans-Golgi network; endosome. The transcript is spliced from 4 exons. Gene Ontology annotation, biological process: phospholipid translocation; retrograde transport, endosome to Golgi. The coding region runs from base 282 to 860 and encodes 192 amino acids.